Messenger RNA from Westerdykella ornata, 692 nucleotides. RefSeq lists its product as uncharacterized. The record is from RefSeq and is a predicted model, not a curated record. Gene Ontology annotation, cellular component: cytoplasm; mitochondrial matrix. NCBI's taxonomy places the organism in Eukaryota, Fungi, Ascomycota, Dothideomycetes, Pleosporales, Sporormiaceae. Gene Ontology annotation, biological process: intracellular iron ion homeostasis; iron-sulfur cluster assembly. The transcript has a single exon. The coding region runs from base 205 to 579 and encodes 124 amino acids. Gene Ontology annotation, molecular function: 2 iron, 2 sulfur cluster binding; ferrous iron binding.
AAGCCGAGUGCUCGCAGGAGCCGCCAGGCCACACAUCGUUUCUCCCCUCCGCACAGCAGCGCCCGCGGCGGCGACAGUACAGGGACGGCGGCAGUACCACGAGAAAGAUAAGUAGCCCUCCGACGGCGCAUGCGAUGGAGAGCCUGGGUGCCUCGGAUCGUGGAUAUCGGAUCCAGCGAUUCCCCUACCACCUUCUCCCGCAUAAUGGCCAUCCACCCCCUCCAAGCCGCAAAGCUAACAUUCCCAGCACUGCUCGACCACUACAACCGCCCCCGCAACGUUGGCUCCAUGCCCAAGGACGCCGCGGACGUGGGAACCGGCCUCGUCGGCGCCCCGGCCUGCGGCGACGUGAUGAAGCUGCAGAUCCGGGUGGACCCCAACAACAACACCAUCAGCGACGUCAAGUUCAAGACGUUUGGGUGCGGCAGCGCGAUUGCGAGUUCGAGUUAUCUGACCGAGUUGGUGAGGGGCAUGACGCUCGAGGAUGCGGCCAAGAUACGGAAUACGCAGAUUGCGCAGGAGCUUUGCUUGCCGCCUGUUAAGCGUAAGUGUCAUCGUAUUUCCCGAGUUUGCUCGUGAUCUUGAUGUCGUGGGAUUGACGCUGAUGGUUUCGUUUAGUACACUGCUCCAUGCUUGCCGAAGACGCCAUCAAGUCCGCCAUCUCAAACUACUACUCCAAGAACCCCCAAGCC